UGUUGUGUUCAAAAGCAGCUAGAAGGGUUGGAAAUCACAAAACUCAGCAGGACUGACAACAGAGUACAUUUGUCAUAUCACAGACAGAUAUAGCGUCGUGGAUUCGAGAACAGCUGCAGAACUCUUUAACCCACUGACUAGAGAGAUUGAAUCCAGCAGUCGCAAUGGCAGACAGCGGGAAGACUAAUGAGAUUGGAGCUGCAGCAGCCGAACCAGCUAAUGGAGACCAGCAGAAUGUUGUUUCCCGCGUGGGCAAUUUGCCUCUGGUCAGUUCAGCGUGCGGGGUGGUUUCCAGCGCCUACAGUAGCACCAAAGACAGUGUGCCCUUGCUGAAGGGAGUGAUGGAUGUAGCAGAGAGUGGAGUCCGAACCCUGGGAGCAGCCGCGACCACGGGGUCAAAGCCGCUUUUUGACAUUAUAGAACCACAGCUUGCUACAGUGAAUGAGUACGCCUUGAAAGGACUGGAUAAGAUGGAAGAGAAGCUGCCUAUUCUUCACCAACCUGCAGACAAGGUGGUGUCGGACACAGUAGGUAUGGUGUACCAGUCGGUGGCGGGGGCCAAAGACGCUGUGAUGGGGGCUGUGAUGGGUGGUGUGGAGAUGACCCGGGCAGCGGUCAGCGGAGGUAUCAGCUCUGCCAUGGGCACCAGGAUGGGCCAGAUGGUCAGCAGUGGGAUGGGCCUGGCCCUGAGCCGAUCCGAGGACUGGGUUGACCAGAACCUGCCACUCACUGAGAGGGAGCUGGCUGCUGUGGCUGAACCUGCCACCAGUGAGGUGGCUGAACCUGCCACCAGUGAGAUGACUGCCCCAUCGAGCCCCAGCUACUUCGUCCGCUUGGGGAAACUCUCCGCCAAAGUCCAGGAGCGAGCCCUGCAGCAGUCCCUGGUCCGUGCUGGCCAUGCCAGGGAUGCCACCUACGCUACAGUGGCUCAGAUUACCAGUACUCUGGACCUGCUGGAGACUGCCCGUACCGGUCUGGGUACCGCCAGUAACCAGAUAGGAGGAGCCUCAGAGCUGCUGCUGCAGCGCUGGACGGAGUGGAAACAGAAGCAGGCUGGAGCUGGACAGACUGAGUCAGAGCCAGAUGGGACCAGAGAUGAGGCUGAGCAGCUGGAAUGGCGUGUCCUCUCCAUGGUGCACGGUCUGAGCGACCAGCUGAGAUCAGCAUGCUCCAACGUGGUGUCAAGUGCUCAGGGUCUGCCAGCUGCAGUCCAGGACCAGCUUACCAGCGCGAGGCGAUCAGCUGAGGAAUUGCACUCCUCCCUGGGGACCACCAGCACCAUCACACCCCUCCUUCUGGAGCGGACCCGCCACCAGCUGAACCAAGUUAAACAGUCUCUGGACGGUGUCAUGGAGUAUCUGCUUAACAACACACCACUCAACUGGCUGGUGGGACCGUUUGCCCCUCAGAUCACGGAGAAGGGAGAUGAGGCGAUGGAGCAGAGCGGACCACACAAAUAGACUUGCAUGACUUUGUUGUGAUUCUGCAUGAGGGUGACAGAAGACCGGUGUAUACUGUAGAUGGACCGUUUAAAAAAAACGAAACAUAUUUUCUUGCUUUAUUGAAAGAUGCCUUAAUAUUUUCUUCUUGACACACAGCAUUUAAUGACACUACAUUUGUGAUGUCGAGGUUAAUGACGGAAAGCUCUGACGUGGCCAUAGAGAAUUUAUACAUCUGUGCACUUUAUUAUAUAUCCUAAAAGAUACAAGUAUUCUUUAUAUAUGUUAAAAAAAAAUCUAUCUAUGCAUGUGCCCAAGUGCCUAAAAAUAAGUCAAAGUAUUCCUAGAACUAAGUCAAUUCUCUGAAAAAAUGGAUUUGUGUGGAUAAAACAGCCAGAAUAAUUAAACUCUUAAAAAAAACCAUAUUUGCUUGCUUUAUUGAAAGAUGCCUAAAUGUUUUCUUCUUUCAUAAGUUAAUGACACUACAUUUGUGAUGUCGAGGUUAAUGACGGAAAGCUCUGACUAACCAUAGAGAAUUUGAACAUCUGUGCACUAUAUUAUAUAUCCUAAAAGAUACAAGUACUUUUUUAUAUAUGUUAAAAAAAUCAAUCUAUGCAUGUGUCUGUUAUUGCGGAGCCUUUGGGAAGUGGUUGAGGUUGAAUGAUUUGUUGUGCAAAGUGUCUGACUUUGACACCAGAAAACGCUUUUUUCUAUUACAGGGUUUACCCUUGGAUUUUAUACAGCAGCUGUGCUGAAAUGUGUCGGUUUAGAAGUGCCAUCAGAAGAUAUAAAAUAUAUAUAUAUAUAUAUAUAUAUAUAUAUAUAUAUAUAUAUAUAUAUAUAUAUAUAUAUAUAUAAGUAUGUAAGUGCCUAAAAAGAAGUCAAAGUAUUCCUAGAACUAAGCCUAGAUUUGUGUGGAUAAAACAGCCGGAAUAAUUAAACUCUAAUUAGAUGUAGAGGUAACGGUGAAUUCAUUUCUUUUUAAAUUUGCAGUUUUAAUUUCACUAUUUUGUGUCUUCACCUUGAUGGGUUUUUCUAAAAAAAAAAGCAGCUCUCAAUGAUCUUGCCAUGUCAAUACAAUGACAGUAUUGCUGUAUAUGUGUUGUAAUACAUUCAUUAAAGCGUUAU
Messenger RNA from Anoplopoma fimbria (sablefish), 2567 nucleotides. It is a transcript of the gene plin3, whose product is annotated as perilipin 3. The record is from RefSeq and is a predicted model, not a curated record. Gene Ontology annotation, cellular component: cytosol; lipid droplet. Lineage: Eukaryota; Metazoa; Chordata; Actinopteri; Perciformes; Anoplopomatidae. The coding region runs from base 165 to 1460 and encodes 431 amino acids. Gene Ontology annotation, biological process: lipid storage; positive regulation of triglyceride storage. The transcript is spliced from 9 exons.